This is a messenger RNA of Daucus carota subsp. sativus, 2082 nucleotides long. RefSeq lists its product as uncharacterized. NCBI's taxonomy places the organism in Eukaryota, Viridiplantae, Streptophyta, Magnoliopsida, Apiales, Apiaceae. Bases 1 to 2082 code for a protein of 693 amino acids. Gene Ontology annotation, biological process: defense response to other organism. The transcript has 3 exons. Gene Ontology annotation, molecular function: ADP binding. The record is from RefSeq and is a predicted model, not a curated record.
AUGGUUGAUGCAGCUGUAUCAUUUACUAUUGAAAAACUUGGUGAAUUUGUUACCCAACAAAUUAACAUUAGGACUGGAGUGAAAGAUGGUAUAGAGUGGCUUAGAGAUGAAUUGGGCUACUUGCUCAUUUCUGUCAGAGCUGCAGAAGCACACCAACAACUGGAUCAUAUUCGUCGAUGGACAGAAAGCGUCAAAGAGGUUGCUAAUCAAGCUGUGAUUAUCCUGGAGAGGUUUAGCGCCCAACAAGAAGAACAUGCAUCUCAUGAACAUGGUGGCGUUCUGGAUCGUAUGAGGAACUUUAUCUGCAUCUGCAAGAAAGAAGCCAAUCUUUUUGAUAUCGGCAAGGAAAUCCAGUCACUCAAUAAAACAAUCCUUAGGAUAAAAAAUAGGCGAGAUGAGUACCGUAUUACUGACAUAAUCACAGCCACUCCUGCUGUGCAACAGAGAAAGAGAACUGUGCUCAGAGCAGCUUCCUUUGAUUACAAGGACGAUGUGAUUGGUUUUGAGGCUGAUUAUCAGACUUUGCUGGCUCAACUUGAUAAUCCAGAUCCCUCCCUUGGCUUCAUUUCCAUCCACGGAAUGGGGGGCCUGGGAAAGUCUACUCUUGCUAGCAAGCUGUACCACUCCAGCGAAUUAAGCCAUUUUAAGAGUCGCGCUUGGGUUUGUGUCUCGGAGGAUUAUGACAUCACAAAUGUUCUGAGGAAGAUAAUAAAGUGUUUCAACAGAGAUGAACAAGAUUUGUUGAACAAGAUGGAAGAGGGGGAGCUGUUGCGCCACCUGCGAGAGAUACUGCUAGAUGGUGAUCAUUAUCUUGCGGUGAUUGAUGAUAUAUGGGAUAUAGAGUUUUGGAAAAGGAUUAAGAAUGCUUUUCCAGACAAGAAAAACGGCAGUAGAGUCAUUAUAACCACGCGGAACAAACUAGUUGCCAGGGAGGAAUUUGUUGAGGAACAAGAUGGAGUACACGUGGAGGAUGUAGCUGACGAUUAUGCACGUCAUGCAAUCUACAACGGAAUUGGUGAGUACUUUAAAUUACUUGGGCCUAAUUCUGAUAGUUUAAAUUUGCGCUCAUUAGCAUUAACUACUCAAACUGCUAGCCUCGAAUUAGAGGAAAUAAAGUUGAUGUACACGAGAUUCCAAUAUCUAACUACUCAAACUGCUAGCCUCGAAAUAGAGGAAAUAAAGUUGAUGUACACGAGAUUCCAAUAUCUCAAAGUGCUGGACUUGACCAGUGUGCAUGAUUCGAAGGGGAUACCAGAAGAAAUAGGAGAUUUAGUUCUCCUCAAGUUCUUGAGCUUAAUGGGCAGUCCUUACUCUCGUGAAGCUUUAGUGAUUCCUCCAAGUAUAGGCAAAUUGAAAAGGUUACAAACUUUGCAUGCUUCAGACUAUGGCAUAUAUGUAUUUCCAAAAGAGAUAUGUGAGCUUAAGGAAUUAAGGCAUAUAAUCUUUUAUGGAAAUCAAGGGAACUUGAAUAUUGGCAGCGACCAGACGAAGCUCCAAACCAUAAGUGAAAUAAAGCAUAAGGAAUGGUGCCAUAUUGAUACCAAUAAUUGGACCAAUCUCCAUACACUUGUAAUUUCAGGAGAAUAUCAUGGUGAAGAAGAAUCUAGUUUGGAGUCCAUGGAAAAUUUAACAAGUCUCAGAACAUUAGUCCUCGUACAUUUUGGUUUUAUUUCAACAAUGCAGCCACUUUCGUCUUGCAAACACCUCAACAAGGCCGCCUUGUGGUGUAGGAUAAAAGAUGUAGCAGAACUAAGUUUUCUGCCAGAUUCAAUCACUGAUUUAACACUGAAUCUUAGUGGUUCCACCGAAGAUCCGAUGCCCAUUCUGGGGAGUUUGUCCAAUCUUACCUCCCUUUGGUUGCAUGAAUGUGGAGACAAAUUGGUUUUCGGUGCAUAUACGUUUCCAUGUCUACAAUUCUUAAAAAUACAACCCGCUGGUGGUCUGUUUCAACUUGAAGUCGAUGAUGGAGCUCUGCCUUCUUUACGAGCUUUUACAUUAUAUUAUCAUUAUGAGAUGGCUGAGAUUCCGCCACGACUUCUGUCUCUUCCCCCUGCACCAGAAUUUAGUGGCCAUUUGUGGUAG